AUAUUCACUACAAGAAAACACGGACAAUACUGACGGAAAAACCGACCGAAAAAAAUCUGUCAGGAUUUUCCAACGGAAUUCCGACGAAAACUUGUCGGAAAUAUAUUUCGGUAAAUUCGUCGGAACUGCGUCGGAAAAUCCUGACAGAAUACAUUCGUCGGUAUUUCGUCAUACGAUCCCGACAGAAAACCGACAAAAAACUGACAAAUAUAUGACCGUUGCAAAAAAUUGACACAUACCGACGAAAUACCGACGGCAUACCGACCAUGAAAGAAUUCGGUCAUAAUUCCGUCGGUUUUUCCGACGGAAUACCGACGGAUUGAACAGCCGUUAUACUUCCCGACUGAAAACCGACGAAUUUGCAGCCGUUGCACUUCCCGACGAAAUACCGACGGAUUAUGUAGCCGUUAGUAUCCGUUUAAAUUACCGACGGAACGCCGACGGGUUUAGGACGUUAAUUUAGCCGUUAUGAUUCCCGACGGAAUACCGACGAAUAUUUUCCGUCGGAAAGAUUUCCAAUUCAUUAUAAAUACGACCUCUCCUUCAUUCAUUGAAAUCACAACAAAACAAUAUAAAUUAUGGGUACUCCUUAUAAUUUCCGUUCUUGGUUAGAUCAACCUCAUAUGGAUCCAAAUACAAAUUUACUUACGGAGGAAUACGCACGUGGUAUUCAAGAAUUCAUGGGGGUGGUUCAAAGUCAACCGGAAGCAAGAACAAGUAAGUAUUUAUUAUGUCCAUGUUCUACUUGUAAGAAUAAUAUCCGUGUCAAAAAAAUGGAAGUAUGGAGUCAUUUAUAUUUGAAAGGAUUUACACGUGGUUAUAAGAUUUGGUAUCUUCAUGGAGAAAGAUUUGAGUAUGGUAGUAGUAGCGAACCUCAAACUGCCGAUAGGUUAGAUGAACCUACCACGGAUGUAGAUUUUGGGAUAGGGACUGUUCAGAUGGUAUAUGAUGCAUAUGGAGAAAAUUUACCGUCGGGUGAAGAGGAAGGAGAUAGACAAGAACAACCCAAUGUAGAAAAUUUCCCAUGUGAAGAGGAAGGCGAACGAGAACAACCCAAUCUAGAAGCCAGAAGAUUUUUUGAAAUGUUAGAUGCAGCUAAGCAGCCAUUGUAUCAAGGAUGUAAAGAUGGGCAUUCACCUUUAUCAUCCGCAAGUCGAUUGAUGGCGCUAAAGACUGACUAUAAUUUGGCUGAAGAAUGUGUGGAUGCGAUUGCAGAUUUUGUUAAAGAUGUUCUUCCUGAAGAUAAUCUUGCACCUGGCUCAUAUUAUGAGGUACAAAAAUUGGUCGCUGGUCUUGGCUUACCAUAUCAGGUGAUAGAUGUAUGCAUCGAUAACUGCAUGAUUUACUGGAGAGCAGAUGAGAACAGGGAGAGAUGUAAAUUCUGUCGGAAACCUCGUUAUCAGGAUACGACUGGAAGAGUUCCGGUGCCAUACAAACGAAUGUGGUAUUUGCCGUUGACUGAAAGAUUAAAGAGGUUAUAUCAGUCUGAACGAACAGCAGAACCAAUGAGAUGGCAUGCUGAGCACUUAACAAAUGGUGAGAUAACACAUCCUUCCGAUGCAGAGGCGUGGAAGCAUUUUCAAUCAACAUAUCCAGAAUUUGCAUCUGAGGUAAGAAAUGUGUAUCUUGCAUUAUGCACAGAUGGUUUCAGUCCAUUUGGAAAGCAUGGAAGACAAUAUUCAUUGUGGCCGGUAAUCUUGACACCUUACAACUUACCACCACAUUUGUGUAUGCGACGGGAGUUUUUGUUCCUCUCAAUUCUCGUUCCCGGGCCAGAUCAUCCUAAGAGAUCACUGGAUGUGUUUCUUCAGCCAUUGAUAUAUGAGCUGCAAUUAUUAUGGGAGCACGGUGUUCAUACAUACGAUGUUUCGCGGAAAGAGAAUUUUCAGAUGCGAGCAGUACUUAUGUGGACAAUAAGUGAUUUUCCAGCAUAUGGUAUGUUAUCUGGAUGGACCACGCAUGGGAGGCUAUCAUGUCCUUAUUGCCAAGACAACACAGAUGCUUUCCAACUAAAAAAUGGUCGGAAAUCGUGUUGGUUUGACUGUCACAGGAGAUUUCUACCACACGAUCAUCCAUAUCGUAAGAGUAAGACAUUGUUUACAAAGAACAAGAGGGUGUUUGACAGUCCACCUGAAGAAGUAAGUGGCAAAAAGUUGAAGGAACAAUUAAGAGAUUUUGGUGCAGAUAGAACGGCAGACGUGGGUGGAAACGGACAUGAACCGAUUUAUGGUGUAGGGGAAAAUCAUAAUUGGCAUAAGAAGAGUAUCUUCUGGGAUUUGCCCUAUUGGGAGACUCAUUUGUUGCGGCACUGUUUAGAUGUCAUGCAUAUUGAGAAGAACUUUUUCGACAAUUUGAUGAACACCAUCCUUGAUGUCCAAGGCAAGACGAAGGAUAACUUGAAGUCAAGACUGGAUUUGGUUGAUAUUUGUGCUCGUCCCGAACUUCAUGUUGAUGAGCACGGUAAAGGUCCUAUUCCCAUAUAUCGACUGGAUGCAACUGCAAAAGAAGAGUUUUUUGAUUGGAUAACACACAGUGUUAAAUUUCCAGACGGUUAUGCAUCAAGUUUGCGUAAUUGUGUUGACAAAAGUGAAGGGAAGUUUACUGGCUUGAAGAGCCAUGAUUGUCAUGUAAUGAUGCAGCGCCUCCUUCCUUUUGCGUUUUCCGCACUAUUGCCACGAAAUGUCCACGAAGCAAUCGCAGGGAUAAGUGCUUUCUUCCGUGAUUUAUGCUCGAGAUCACUCACAUCAGAUGGUAUCCGCAAUUUGGAAGUUAAAAUACCGGUGAUCCUAUGCAACCUCGAGAAGAUAUUUCCUCCAUCAUUUUUUGAUGUUAUGGAGCAUCUUGCUAUUCAUCUUGCGAGAGAAGCGGCACUCGGUGGUCCCGUGCAGUACAGGUGGAUGUAUUUGUACGAACGGUUUAUGUUUCAUCUGAAGAAGAAGGUCAAGAAUUUAAGCAAGGUGGAGGGAUCAAUAGUGGCUCAGUGCAUCAAUGAGGAAACCUCAAACUUUGCUGAAUACUACUUUCCAUCAGAAGUUCGAACAAAAAGUCGAAGACCUGCACGGCAUGAUGAUAGAGGUGAAAGGGCAACUUAUUAUGUUUAUGUGCCAAACAUGUUUACACAAAUUGGACGACAUAGUGGAAAGUCAACGGACCGGAUACUUACCGUAGCUGAGCAUGCUCAUUUGCACACAUAUUUGCUUACAAACUGCGAAGACAUUCUUGAAUAUGAGAGUAUUUACUUGGCAGAGAUGCGCUUAAAGUACCCGGAUGCGACAGAAGAACAACUCGAACAACUCAAGCAAAACAACUUUGCAACAUGGCUUUCUGAUUAUGUAAGCCAUUGUUUAGCUAUUGGGCACCCACCUAAAGAUUGGUUACGUGAGAUAGUUUGUGGUCCAAAGUUUGUUGCAAAGUCAUAUCCGAGAUAUUGCACACGAGGAUAUGCAUUCAGAGUUCUUAAGGAAAAUACUGUAAGGAGAACAAUUGAUUGUGGGGUUUCUUCGUCAUCCGGAGACGAUGUCUACUACGGUAACGUACGCGAGAUUUUGGAAAUUCAGUACCCGGGAAUGAUUGGCAUGAGAUGUAUUGUCUUCAACUGUGAGUGGUACGACAACGUUGUUGGUCGCGGAGUAAGCACUGACGCAUUCGGUGUUACAUCUGUACAUUCGCGACGACGACUGGAUUUUUACGAUCCAUUCAUUCUUGCUUCACAAGCUGACCAGGUUUGCUAUAUUCGUUAUCCGCGGAUUAGGCAAAGGAACGAUCCUUGGAUCGUUGUCAUGUCAAUAAAUCCCAGAAGCCGAGUACAAGGAGUAUUUGAUCCACUACAACAACAAUUAACCGAAGAGGACGGCGAGAUUGGAGAGUUUGACGAAGACAAUUCAGAUUCAUCAUGUUCAUCAUCAGAUAAUUCCUCAGAUGGAGAGUAGAUACUCUUUUAUGAAUGUAUAUGCAAAUUACUUUUAAACAUUGUAGAUUUCUUCUAAAAACAAAUUAUGGGUUUGAAACGUUGUAUACUUUUAAAUUACAAAAAAUAAAUUAGAUUUGUUGAUAUACUUUUAAACGUUGUAUACUUCUAAAUUGAUAAUGUCCGUCGGUUUUCCGUCGGAAUUUACCGACGCAUUUCCGACGAAACCCUAGAAUUUGAGGGUUUCGUCGGAAAUGCAUCGGUAAAUACCGACGGAAUACCGAUGAACCCCUCAAAUUCUAGGGGUUCGUCGGUAUUCCGUCGGUAUUU
Brassica napus (rape) is the source of this 4237-nucleotide messenger RNA. RefSeq lists its product as uncharacterized. NCBI's taxonomy places the organism in Eukaryota, Viridiplantae, Streptophyta, Magnoliopsida, Brassicales, Brassicaceae. The record is from RefSeq and is a predicted model, not a curated record. The transcript has 5 exons. Bases 579 to 3929 code for a protein of 1116 amino acids.